Messenger RNA from Acaromyces ingoldii, 1556 nucleotides. RefSeq names its product cytochrome P450. The coding region runs from base 53 to 1480 and encodes 475 amino acids. Gene Ontology annotation, molecular function: iron ion binding; oxidoreductase activity, acting on paired donors, with incorporation or reduction of molecular oxygen; monooxygenase activity. The transcript has 8 exons. Lineage: Eukaryota; Fungi; Basidiomycota; Exobasidiomycetes; Exobasidiales; Cryptobasidiaceae. The record is from RefSeq and is a predicted model, not a curated record.
UGUCACCGCUUGUCAAAGAAAGCUCUCCGAUACCGUUUUCGAUACUACACCAAUGCCAUCGCUGCCCUUGCUCUUACUCAGCGCGGUAGUCUUUGUCGCGUACUUGUUGUUGCGCCGCCAGACACCACAGCUUCCGAGACUGAGUCUCAUCGCGGCGCUCGCAACAUCAUGGAGACAUUCAACAACAGAGGAGGAGCUUCGCGAGCAACACAAGGUCCUUGGUACGACCUUCUCGUACCAAGCGCUUCUACAGAAACGACGCAUCAUUACCGUAGACCCUUUGGCUCUUCAUUACGUUCUCAGCAAGAAGAGCUUCAACUACCCGAAGUCGAGCAAGGCAAAGGCCAUCCUUACCUUUCAGUUUGGAGAUGGGUUUAUUCUUCACGACCAUGCGUCUCAUUACUUCAAGAGGCGGGCAGCAGCUGCCAUGAUGACGCAGCAAGCGGUGGAAACAAUGUCUAGCGACAUGCACAGAGCAGCUUUAGAGCUCGUUGAGGAUAUGGAGAAAAGCAUUCAGAACGACGCGCUGGUAAAUGUCUUCGACAUUUGCGGGGCAGGUGUCACGAGGGCAGUAUUACGCUGCCUUUUCCGGACAGACGGAAGAGAAGAAGCAAUAAGUCCUCGAGAUACAUUCAGCAGGAUCUCUUCUUUGUGCAGGCAAGUUUGGCAGAAUCCGUUGGCUGCAGCGCAGAUGUUCGUCUCGAUCCCUUGCAUUAGAGCCUGCGGCAAAACCGGCAAGCACCGUAGUGCUGUCCAUGAGACCAUAUCAAGGAUAAGGAUGGCGCAUCAGGAUUCGGACGACCACAAGAAUAUGAUCCAUGAACUUGCACCUCACUGCUCAAGCCCCAACGAAGAAGUAAAAGAAGCAGUCCUGGUGCUUGCGGGAGCAACCGACUCAACUGCAUCGACAAUGAGCUUCUUACUAUAUGAGCUCGCAAAAGACUCCGAAACUACGGACAGACUUUACUCCAUCGCACAGGAAGGGGAAGCGAGCUGGACACGGCAUCCCUUCGUAAUCGCUGUCGUCAAGGAAGCACUGAGAUUGCACAGCGCUAUUCCCUACACAGAACGAGUGUGUCUCUCCGAUGACUUGAUCCCGCUAUCGAAACCCUACACGAUUGAUGAACGCUCAGUUUCAGCGAUUGCAAUCAAGAGAGGGGACAUACUAGGGAUAUCAUGGGAUCUCAUCAACACCUCCAGCCAGCUUUGGGGGGAAGAUUCCACAUCGUUCAGACCACAACGUUGGUUGACGGGAAACCGGGCACACGUGAGCUUCGGCAUCGGGCGAGACGCUUGCAUCGGGUCAAGAUUCGCGAACGCUCUUCUUACCAUUAUACUCUAUCACAUCGUCAUGCGGUGUCGUGUGGAGCGCAAUGAGGGCUUGCGCAUCACAUGGUCCAGCAACAUCGUUCGACGUCCAUCAGUGUUUGGAUCAACAUUAUCCUUUGCCGAGAUGCCAUUGUGUAUCAGCUCUCGUUGAGCAUCCUUCGAAUGGCAAGGUUAUAUUCGGUGUCACAUAAGCAACAAAGGGCUGAAAUCUAGUUCUGGACAAAGUG